This is a messenger RNA of Bombina bombina (fire-bellied toad), 4136 nucleotides long. It is a transcript of the gene NOL11, whose product is annotated as nucleolar protein 11. The record is from RefSeq and is a predicted model, not a curated record. Gene Ontology annotation, cellular component: nucleolus; nucleus. NCBI's taxonomy places the organism in Eukaryota, Metazoa, Chordata, Amphibia, Anura, Bombinatoridae. The transcript has 18 exons. Bases 2 to 2146 code for a protein of 714 amino acids. Gene Ontology annotation, biological process: maturation of SSU-rRNA. Gene Ontology annotation, molecular function: RNA binding; protein binding.
GAUGGCCGCGUUCAGUGAGGAGUUCACGUUGUGUGGGCUUCUCCCUGGGGCUGGUGGCGACCGCUUCUCUGGGCUGCAGGGUGUGGAGAACGGUGGAGAUCCUGACAGAGUGCUAGUUACUGACUCUGCCAGGGCUGUCACUGUAUAUAAGGUAUCGGAUCAAAAACCUUUAGGGAGUUGGACUGUGAAACAAGGUCAACAGAUCACCUGUCCUGCUGUGUUUAAUCAUGAAACUGGAGAGUAUAUUGUUGUUCAUGACCAAAAGGUUUUAAGAAUAUGGAAGGAUGACGAUGUAAACUUAGAGAAAGUGUUUAAAGCAACGCUGUCUGCAGAUGUGUGCCGUGUCCAUACACUCCCUGGUGCUGAACCACUGGUGGUGUUCAAAGGUGGUGCUGUACAAUUUUUGGACUCUCUGCUUGCUGACCCACAACAAGAAAUUAAAUCUGUUUUAACAGCUGGAGAGCAGAUUCUAUGUUCAAAGAUGUUUAUGGAAGCUGGUCGCUCUGUCUUAGUCUAUAUCACUCAGAAGAUACAGGAUUAUUUUGUGCAUAUUUGGAUAUUUAGCCCUAAUUUUCAUCGAACCUACAAACUCAAAGCAGCCACAGAAGAAUACAGUGCUUUAAGUUUUUCAUGUUCUCUGAAAAACCAAAUGCUCACUCUUCUUAUUUUAUACUCUAACAGCAGUGUGGGUCAUACAUCCGUGUCACUUAUUCAGCAUGAGGAGAUGGCAGAAAUUCCUUUACUUAUGUCUCCACUACUUCACCUACCAGAACCCACAGACUCCGGUGCUGUUGCCAUCCUUGAUGAUUCCCAUUUAGCUGUGCUGACAUCUGCUUCAAAACAAAAGGGUUGCCUCUCUAUAUGGAAUACAACGUUUCAGACCAUUCAAGUUACAAGAGAAUUUCCACAGAAAACCAGCACUCAGCUUUGGUGUUUUGAUGGUAAGCUGUAUUUGCAACAUGGAAAAGCCUUGGUUGUGGUACCAUACUCCUGCGAAACAUCAUGCUUGGCAUCAGCUCUUGGAAAACGUAGAAACAUUCAGACAUCAGCUUUAGAAAAUGUUUCAAUUGUGAAUUGGGAAUCCUAUAUAGCAAAUGAAUCACAGUCAAAACAAUUAAGCACCAAAAAAAAUUCUAGGCAGAAGAAAAGUAAAGAGGACUCAGGGGACAAUGCAGAGGUAACAUCACUUCUUGCAGAUAUUAAGAAUUCUCCCCAAGAUCAGAUCAAAUGGAUCCUGCGGAAGGGUUUAGUUGACGUUGGAUCUGCAGAUUUUCAGAUCACUGUUUGCAAAGUAGCAUUAGAACUUAUGAACCGAUGUAAAAGUGAUCCCCAGUUUUAUCCACAAAGUGCUCUGGUGCAACUCAUACAGACAAAUAAAUUGUCUUACAGUUUGUGUCCUGAUAUGGUUUUCAUUGCAUUGAAGAAUCAGGAUGUCUGCUUGUUACAGCUAUGCUUGCGGAGUUUCCCCGACGUUCCAGAGCCCAUUCUAUGCUCUUGUUUAAAGACCUUUCUAAGUGUCGCUGAAGAUAAACUGACAGAGGUAGAAAUAGAUGUGGAGUCAGCUGUAUAUUAUAUUGAUACCAUCAAGUCUACUAAUGAAUUAGAGGCUCCUGAAGAGACUGCUCUGGUCCAGAAUGGGUUUAGUCCGGCUGUUCUGGAGGAGGACAGUUGUGAUGUUCAGAUAGUUGAGAAAACACCUGAAAAGGCUCUGCUGCCAAUUCCUCCAGUCACUGUGAAAAGAGCUGCACUUCUAAAUUCAGUUCUCACCUCGGCGUACAGUGAGACCUUCCUUCUGCCUCAUCUGAAAGAUCUGUCUGCUGAGCAAGUGAUUUUACUCCUUCGGUAUUUGCACUGCUUGUAUGUGAAGUGCAAUGAAAAUCUUACGGUUGACCUUCCAGGCAAGGAUGCGCCCUCUGUUACCCAGAUCAUGGACUGGAUGAGCUUGCUGUUGGAUGCACAUUUUACAGUUGUGGUGAUGCUGCCUGAAGCUAAAAAGUUGCUGCGUAGUCUUCAGAAGUUUGUGAGAAGUCAGGUGAAGUUUUAUUCAGAGCUGAACAAUAUUGAAGGAAGUUUAACUGAGCUGCAGAAAUUAAACAAUAAACAAGACCGUGGACAAUAUUCCAUAGAAGUUCUGGAACUGUUUUAGCAAACUGGACUUAUUUUUUUUUAUUUUAAUAAGACCUAAAUGGAUUUUUACAACUGGCUACUUUUGAUGCAGGAAGAGAACCAACAAAUUCAUCUUUUUCUGCCAUAUCAGCAACUCUCAAACAGUUUGACAUUUACAACUUUGGCUCUAAAGUGUUAAACUGUUAAUCUGUAUUGGUAAAAUAUCUGUUUAAAACUGAUUUUGUAACUUCUCUUUUGUGUUACUUAUUCCCUGUCACACAAUAUAACCUUGUAUAUAUUUUGUAUAUGUACGACAAGUUGUCUCUGUGCCUCGGGAAAUAAAAUUACCCUAAUUUAGUAGUGAAGUUUUGAACAGAGCUCGUAUUUUGCUCCAUAGUGACAGGGGACUGAACUGUUUGAAUUAGUUUCAUUGUGAUACUUCUGGGUUCAAUAAGACAUAAAUAUUAAAAUUAAACUCUCAUGGUUCACAAAGCGUGUGAUUUUAGCAAACUUUUCAAUUCACUUCUGCUUUCAAACUUCCUUUGUUCCUUUAGUAUCCUUUGUUGAAUAGCAUAUCUAGGUAUGCUCAAGAGCAGCAAUGCACUAGUGGGAGCUUAGCUGCUGUUUGGUUGCUACACACACACACACAUUAGCUCAGCAGAUGUACUUCGCUAGAUCUCUGUAGUGCACGUCUGCUUGGAGUUAAAGGAUUACUUUCUGUUAUAAUUUUUAAGCUAAACAACUAACAUAUUAAAGAUAAUAAACAUUAAUUAAAACCUACUGACCUAUAUUUUCUCCAAAACGAAGUUUCAUAACGUUCUAAAAGUUAUAUCUUUUAUUCGCCGAUGAUGUAACGUUAUCGUGCCCACUAUUUUCAGCACUGCGUGUUCAAAAUACUUAAACCAAUAACUUUGUGUUUAAAGCGCCAUUUUGAAACCUAGGUAUUGUAAACGGAUUGGUACAGAGCAAAGGAUACCCACGGAGUGGGUUUGGAAAACAAUUAAAUUUGCAGACAAGAUUUCUGAUAUACGGUAGAGAUAUGUUAAUGAAAUGCUAUUGAUAAAAAGCGUAUUUGGGAUAGUUAGUAACAGGCAAAGAAAAUAUUUACUUACAGUGGCCCUUUAAAGUGAAGGUAAACUUUGGUGAAUGAGAGCCCGUUUUUUAAAAAUACUAUUAAAAACAGGGGCACUUUCAUUCAUCAAUGUUUACAAAUCAGCCGUUUUGAAUAAAAACUUACCUUUUUUUCUUUUCACAGCUACAGCAGUUUACCCCUUCUGGAAAUCCUCUCUUUACACGUCAGCAAUGACUAAUCCUGCUUCCUCCAAUCACAGCUUUCCCCCCAUGGUGGUUAUUGCCUGGGGCCAUGCUGUGAUUGGAGGAAGCCGGAUCAUUGCUGAGGUGUGAAGAGAGGAUUUCCAGGAGGGGUAAACUCCUCUGUCUGUGAAAAGAAAAAAAGGUAAUCAAAACGGCUGCUUUGUAAACUUUGAUGAAUGAAAGUGCCCCUGUUUUUAAUAGUAUUUUUAAAAAAAAACGGGCUUUCAUUCACCAAAGUUUACCUUCACUUUAACUUUUUUGUUAAAGGGACAUGAAACCCAAAAUUUUGUUUUCAUAAUUCAUAUAAAACAUGCAAUUUUAAACAACUUUCUAAUUGAAUUAUUUUAUCUAAUUUGUUUAGUUUUCUUGGUAUCCUUUGUUGAAAAGGAUACCUAGGUAGGGUCCAGAGCAGAUGAUUGGAGGCUGCAUAUAUAUACCUCCAUGUUACUGGCUCAUCUGGUGUUCGUCUAGCUCCCAGUAGUGCAUUGCUGCUUUUUCUUCAAAGGAUACCAAGAGAAUGAAGCAAUUAGAUAAUAGAAGCAAAUUGGAAAAAUGUUUAAAAUUCUCCAUCUGAAUCAUGAGAGAAAAAUUUAAGGUUUCAUGUCAAUUUAAGGAGAAUGACACAUACAUGUAAUCUCACAAUAAUAAAAUGCUCUAACACAGAGCAUUUUCUUUUUGCACUUUAUGUUCCUUGAAUAAAUAACUAAAAAAGUAAA